This is a messenger RNA of Thalassophryne amazonica, 3988 nucleotides long. It is a transcript of the gene cnnm4b, whose product is annotated as metal transporter CNNM4. Lineage: Eukaryota; Metazoa; Chordata; Actinopteri; Batrachoidiformes; Batrachoididae. Gene Ontology annotation, biological process: magnesium ion transport; magnesium ion homeostasis. The record is from RefSeq and is a predicted model, not a curated record. The coding region runs from base 1 to 2439 and encodes 812 amino acids. Gene Ontology annotation, cellular component: plasma membrane. The transcript is spliced from 8 exons. Gene Ontology annotation, molecular function: sodium ion transmembrane transporter activity; magnesium ion transmembrane transporter activity.
AUGGCGACAGAGUCGAGCGGGUUGGGGUUCACGCUAACUUUAUUCGUCUUUUCCUGCGUUUUAGCGGGCAGGCAAGCCGAGGCGGGAAAUUCGGAGUCGGGUAGUGGCGUUCGGAUACUCGGCAUGAGGCUGGAGAGGAGUGACAAACCGGCCAUGACCACUCGGGACGGGGUUAUUCAGGUGACCGAGGGUAGCAACACCUCCUUCAGGAUCUACGGGCUCCGGCUGCUCCCGGAGAGCUCGGCGCUUAUCAGGUUCACGGAACUCUACUCCAGUGACAAAGAGGAUGAGACCGACGGCGAUAGCGAGCAACCCUUUAAUAGAACUUGCGCCGAGCACACGAAGGAUAUAUUAGUGAUAGGGACCAUGAGUGUCAACACCGAGCGUACCUCCGGGGUGGUGGACCUCAGGAUCAAGCAGCUCCGCAAGAGUGAGGCGUUCAAGGUGUUCGGUCUGUGCGUGCGUGACAAUCACGAAACGGACAAGUGGUACUUGCUGGACGAGAACGACGGCAAACUGCGGGUGGAGGAGGAGAAGAAGUCCCUCCUCCCCAUCUGGCUGCAGGUGAUCCUGAUCUCCUUUCUGCUGGUGCUGUCGGGUAUGUUCAGUGGGCUCAACCUGGGGCUGAUGGCUCUGGAUCCCAUGGAGCUCCGUAUCGUGCAGAACUGUGGCACUGAGAAGGAGAAGAAGUACGCGAGGAAGAUCGAGCCCAUCCGCAGGAAGGGAAACUACCUGCUGUGCUCGUUGCUCCUUGGAAACGUCCUGGUCAACACCACCCUAACCAUCCUCUUGGAUGACCUCAUAGGGUCCGGGUUAGGGGCUGUGGUUGCUUCCACCAUCGGGAUUGUUAUUUUUGGUGAGAUUGUCCCCCAGGCGUUGUGCUCUCGCCAUGGUCUGGCUGUCGGGGCAAACACCAUCCUCCUGACCAAGCUGUUCAUGCUUUUAACUUUUCCUCUGUCAUGGCCCAUCAGUAAGCUCCUGGACUUUGUGUUGGGCCAGGAGAUUGGCACUGUGUACAACAGGGAGAAGUUAGUGGAGAUGCUGAAAGUCACAGAGCCAUACAAUGAUCUUGUGAAAGAGGAACUCAACAUGAUCCAAGGUGCGCUUGAGCUUAGGACCAAAACGGUGGAGGAUGUCAUGACACUGCUUAGCAACUGUUUCAUGAUCCACAGUGAUGCUGUGUUGGACUUCAACACUAUGUCUGAGAUCAUGGAGAGUGGGUAUACGAGGAUACCGGUGUAUGAGGAAGAGCGGUCCAACAUUGUGGACAUCCUGUAUGUCAAGGAUCUGGCCUUUGUUGAUCCAGAUGACUGCACCACCCUCAAGACCAUCACAAAGUUCUAUAACCACCCAGUCCACUUUGUAUUUCAUGACACCAAGUUGGACUCCAUGCUGGAGGAGUUCAAGAAAGGCAAAUCCCAUCUGGCAAUUGUCCAGAAGGUGAACAACGAGGGUGAAGGAGAUCCUUUCUACGAGGUGUUGGGAUUGGUUACGCUUGAAGAUGUAAUUGAAGAAAUUAUUAAAUCGGAGAUCCUGGAUGAAUCAGACCUUUAUACUGAUAACCGCACCAGGAAAAAGGUGGCACCAAAUAAGAAUAAGAGAGAUUUUUCAGCCUUUAAGCAUGAGGGCGAAUCUAAAGUGAAGGUCUCUCCUCAGCUGCUGCUAGCCGCUCAUCGCUUCCUGGCUACAGAGGUGAGUUUGUUCAGUCCAUCUCAGAUGUCAGAAAAGGUGCUACUACGAAUCCUGCGGCAUCAUGAUGUCAUCCAGGAAAUCAAAUUUAAUGAAAGUGACAAGCGCUCACACCAUCACUACGUCUACCAGAGGGGAAAACCCGCUGACUACUUCGUCCUCAUCUUGCAGGGGCGGGUUGAGGUUGAGGCUGGCAACGAGAACAUGAAGUUUGAGACGGGACCUUUCUCUUUUUAUGGCGUCAUGGCGCUCAGUGCUCCCACGCUGGUGGCUGCACCUCAUCCUCGCCUCCUCUCCUUUAAGAGGUUUUCUCUGUUCUCUCGGUUGCCAGAGUUUAGGUCUCCAUCCCAUCUGAGUGGGUUGAACCGUACCACCUCUAUGAGCGGGGCGGACCGGAUGGAGUCGAUCUCGGUCAGCGGCAGCAGCAGCCAGCUCAACAGCAGCAUCUCGUCACCGCAAUACACACCCGAUUUCUACGUGCGAGCUCUCGCUGACCUGCAGUUUGUCAAGAUCACACGGGCCCAGUACCAGAACGGCUUGAUAGCGUCUCGUCUGGACAGCACGCCCCAGUCCCCCGAGAGUGGACACAACUCUACCAAUGUGGCGCAAAAUACACCCCCCACUGUCACCACCAUUACAGAUCUGGCCACUGACUCCACCUCCACAGAGAAUGGGCCGGACGAGACGACGCUUCUCCUCAACGAGCAGAAUGCAGCCAACCAUCACAACCAGUUAGAAAACAGCGUUUGACCGCUACCCUCCUCUAUCUGCUAAGACAUGCUACACUACACUACUGCACUCAGAUAUGUGCUGAGUGCGUGCGUGCGUGUUUGUGUGUGUGUGUGUAUGUGUGUGUGUGUGUGUGUGUGUGCGUGCACGCGCACGCAUCACCCAAAGAGACAAGCUAUGUGUGCAUGCAAGGAUUCAACAAACACAUGCACGCAGGCAGACAUGCCAAAGUGUAUUGUGACAAACUUGCUCUACCCACUUCCCUGUCACAGCCAGUGGUGACGGCGUCAGUGAAGAAUCAUCCUGUGACUGUUGACUGACAACUGUUGUGUGGGUGCAUGUGCACAGACUUUAAUGUGUUGGUGUCAAGAAAAAUUUCUGGACCAGUAGCCCCUCCCUCUCUCGACCAUCAGUUUUCUCAAAAAAGCAUUCUGGGGAAUUAUAAAUUUGAAAGUUCUUUGCUGUGGGUGUGUGUGUCAUAGAGACUCAGGGAGACUCCGCCUUCCUAUCCUUAAUUUGCACCCAUGUUAAGUGUAGUAGGCAGCUGCACUUUGCUCACCAAACCAAUCGCCGCUGCUGCCAUUUCUGCACCUGUUUCAUCCGUACAGCUGGAAGACAAAGAGGACCCAGGCAUGUCAGCAGCAUUCAAAGCUAAAAAUCUGGAGUGACAGAAAGUAUUUAUUGAAAAAUGCCAUGUCAUUACAGUUUUUUGUUUUUGUUUUUUUUUAAACCUACAUAAUAGAAGUAGAAGGUAUUCCAGAGUGUUUAUAUGAUGAGAAUAAUCACUGACUGGCAGCCGUCUGUAUUGUGAUUGCGACAAUCGUGAUGUGUGUUUCUGAUGUACGCUGUAGAUCUUUUUCUUACCCGUGUGCCGUCGACUUUAUUGUCACAGUGCGUCUGCUGAUCUGAAAAGACACGAUGGUCCAUUUUGAAUGUGUGAAACCAAAUCAAAUCGCUCAGAAAGCAGACGACAGCUGUAAUGUUCAACGUUUCAGAGCACUAGGACAAAGUCUCAGCGGGACACAGUGAGUCCUUAUUGACUUUUAGGGCUCACAAUUUGGGGUCUGUAUUUUCACCCACAUGUAAUCUGUGUGCGUGUGUGCAUGUGACCCACAUGCAUUCAUCAGACUUGAUCACUUCCUGACUAGAAAAUAUUUUAAGAAAUCUGAGAGUUUAUUUAUUUUUGCAUAUUGUUCAAUGUGUCUGUGUGUAUAUAUAUCUAUACACACUUUUUUUAUUGGAUGGUGAGGAAUUUUUUUUUUCGCACUCUUGUGGUGGUUGUAUCCUUUAUUAAUUUGAUUAGGUGGGGUCGGGAGGGAGGUUGGGGGGUAUGGCACAGUGAAACUUUAUAUAUAUAUAUGUGUGUUUUUCCCCCUUGGUGCUGCUUGGUUGUUUUCUUUCGCCAAACACACUCUUCACUUUAAGCAUCAGUCCCAAAUUUUUAUGGGAAACAGUUGUGACCGUCACAGUUGUUUGUCCCAUAGAGCUGCACACACAAAGGCACUCCAUUGUUGUUUUUAACUGCACCCUUUGAUGGUUUUUUAAUAUAAAAUAUAAAAUAUUGAAAGAA